AUGUCCUCAUCUGGGCCCGACAUUUCCGAGCUGUCCGAGAGCCAGCGGUCUGCUCUUGAGACCUACACCACAGUGACUGGCCAGGAGCCGGUAGAGGCCAUUGCAUUGCUAGGUCGGUCGCAAUGGAAUGUACAGAUUGCCAUCGCGAAAUUUUUUGAUGGCGAAGGACCAGAUCCUGUUGAAGAAGCUCGCACGUCGCUCGAAAACGCCAGCCCUGCCCGUCCAACCCGACAAACGCAGAACCUGCUGCACGAGGAUCUGACUGCACGCUUCACCCCAGCCUCCCCUACUGCCGAGCCAGCUCCCCGGAUUGUGACGCAACCAGGAGACCAGCCUGUUUACCGUCCUCCGUUCAUACUAGCUCUCGUCUUUGCCCCGUUCAACCUUCUGUACAGACUGUUUGUCGGUUCUUUCCGCCUUUUUGGAUCCCUGUUUCCCUUCCUUCCCCGAUUACUCAAUACGACGGCAAGUCCAGCUCUACAAGGAACCCGACGAAAUACUAAUGGACGGCGUCCCCUCGCGCCCAAGGAUACCGCGGCAAGGUUCAUCCGUGAAUUCGAGGAGGAAUAUGGAGCCAAUUCGGUCGAGUUCUUGGAGAAUGGGUAUAACAUGGCCCUGGAGAGAGCACACCGGGAGUUGAAGUUUCUUUUGGUCGUUCUUCUCGCACCUGAGCACGACCACACGGAUGAUUGGGCUCGAGACACACUUUUGUCAAAGGAGGUCACCGAUUUUAUUAAUGACCCUCAGAACAACAUCAUCGUUUGGGGCGGCAAUGUGCAAGAUGCCGAGGCAUACCAGGCUGCAAACUCUCUUCGAUGCACAAAAUUCCCGUUCGCUGCUGCGAUCGCGCACACGCCGGGUGUUUCUUCCACCGCCAUGUCUGUUGUUGCUAGAAUAUCCGGGGCUACCUCGCCUGCAGAGUUUGUAGAGAAACUCCGCACUGCAAUUUCGCAAAACAAGGAACCUCUCGAGCGAAUCCGAUCAACGCGAGCAGAACAACAGGCUUCUCGCAGUCUCCGAGAGGAGCAGGACUCAGCAUACGAGCGCUCACUCGCCAUCGAUCGAGAGCGGGCUAGACAAAGACGGGAAGCAGAAGCUGAAAGGCAGCGGGAAGAGCAGCUAGCAGCGGAACGGCAAGCAGCCGAAGAGAAGCGCUUGGCCAACGUUGAACAAUGGAAGCGAUGGCGAGCCCAGUCUAUCCGCGAUGAGCCAGACACAGAUGUCAAGGAUGUUGUCCGGAUUAGUAUCCGUUUACUCUCCGGUGACCGUGUUAUCCGCAGAUUCGCACCUGAUGCCGACAUGGAGGAACUGUACGCAUUUGUUGAAUGUCACGAUAUCAUCCAGGAGGCGAAAAUUUCAGAAAAGACCACAUCGGAAAAGCCAGAUGGAUACGACCAUGUCUACGGCUUCCGGCUUGUCUCGCCCAUGCCACGAGUCGUCUAUGAAGCCGACGCUGGCUCCGUCCGGGACAAGAUUGGCCGCGGCGGAACUCUUCUAGUAGAGCCGAUUGAGAUUGACGAUGAAAGCGACCAGGAAGAUUAG
Aspergillus puulaauensis is the source of this 1542-nucleotide messenger RNA. RefSeq names its product clathrin-mediated endocytosis regulator UBX3. The coding region runs from base 1 to 1542 and encodes 513 amino acids. The transcript has 2 exons. Gene Ontology annotation, molecular function: ubiquitin binding. Lineage: Eukaryota; Fungi; Ascomycota; Eurotiomycetes; Eurotiales; Aspergillaceae. Gene Ontology annotation, cellular component: endoplasmic reticulum. The record is from RefSeq and is a predicted model, not a curated record.